This is a messenger RNA of Vigna radiata var. radiata (mung bean), 1143 nucleotides long. RefSeq lists its product as uncharacterized. NCBI's taxonomy places the organism in Eukaryota, Viridiplantae, Streptophyta, Magnoliopsida, Fabales, Fabaceae. Bases 1 to 1143 code for a protein of 380 amino acids. The transcript has 2 exons. The record is from RefSeq and is a predicted model, not a curated record.
AUGGCUUCCCUUAGCAAAAAUAUUUCCCCAACACCGGAUCACCUGGUGAAUCCGGCUCAUCCCCUCUAUCUGCAUCCUGGCGAAAACCCGUCUCUGGUGCUUGUUUCGCCUCUCCUCACUGAGAACAAUUUCCACCAAUGGGAGAGAGACAUGGUCGUCGCCCUUGAAACCAAAAACAAGGAGCGCUUCAUUCAUGGUACUCUUCCUUGCCCACCCGUCACUGAUCCCCUAUAUGAAGCUUGGCACAGAUCCAAUCGAAUGGUAAUGUCAUGGCUCACCCGUUCCAUGACUCCUUCCAUCAAGCAAUCUGUGAUGUGGAUGGAUACGGCUUCUGAAAUUUGGCGAGAUCUUAAGGAUCGCUUUUCUCAUGCUGAUAAAUUUUGGAUUUCUGAUCUUCAAGAUCAGAUUCUUGCUUGUCGACAAGGUGAAUCCAUUGUUUCUGAAUAUUAUACCAAGUUGAAGAUCUUGUGGAAGGAGAUGGAACUUUAUCGCUGUGUAUUGACCUGUACCUGUUUGACACCCUGUGUCUGCGGUCUUCUUUCUAAACUUCAAAAAGAAAGCGAGGAUGAUUAUGUGAUUCGCUUUCUUCGUGGUCUCAAUGAUAGUUAUGCCCAAGUUCAUUCUCAAAUAAUGAUGCUAGAUCCCAUGCCUUCAAUCGUUAAAACCUUUUCCAUGGUUCUUCAACAUGAACGUGAAUUUAUUGGCAUUCUUCCAAAGCCCUCUGUUCCCGAUUCCUUGGCCUUUGCUGCUCUCUCCAACGAUCAACCACGUUUUCAUUCUUCCACAAGACCUACUUCUACUAUCAGUAAGACCACUUCCAGAAACAAUAAAUUCUGUGAACAUUGCAAGAAAACCAACCAUACCAUAGAGACUUGCUACUUUCGUAUUGGUUUUCCUGCUGGUUACAAAAAGUCAAAACCCACAAAUAAACCUUCUGCCAGUUUGGUUACUGUGGACUCCUCUGCUUCUCAUCAACCAUUAAAUUUGGAUGGUAAUCACACCAAUGAUCAGUUCACUUUCUCUAAAGAUCAGUAUCAAGCGAUUUUGGCCUUUCUCCAACAUACUAAGGAUCAUUCAUCCACUGUGAAUCAUGCUUCUGUUCAUAAUUCAGAAGUCUCACCUCACGAUGAUUGGAGCAGCUAG